This is a messenger RNA of Amoebophrya sp. A25, 211 nucleotides long. The record is from the annotation of a GenBank genome assembly. NCBI's taxonomy places the organism in Eukaryota, Dinophyceae, Syndiniales, Amoebophryaceae.
UCUGCCUUUUCAAGUGCUCACCCUCUCCCUUACAAUUUUCCCGCUUUUGUGCUGGUUAGUAGUAGACUGGUCAACCAUCUCCAAGGGCUGCCGCGCGCUCCUGUGGUGUGCCGUGGUCGAUUGCUGUGCGCGGAAGGUAGUCGCGGAAGGGGAGCGAGCUAACUUUUUUCCAAAAACUUCAGGGAGGUCGUUCAGUUUUCUCUGUAUUUGA